Molecule: messenger RNA, 548 nt
Organism: Parasteatoda tepidariorum (common house spider)
Lineage: Eukaryota; Metazoa; Arthropoda; Arachnida; Araneae; Theridiidae
Source: RefSeq, a predicted model, not a curated record
GUGAGUUUUGUGGGGCUGCUUUAAGGCUUGGAGAAUAUGCUUAUGAUAGCGAUGCCUUAUGUGGAGGAAAAUUCUAUUGCAUACCCCAUUUCCGAAUGCAAAAACAGGAUGUUAGAAGACAAGAAAUGAUGAAGAGAAAAGAAGCGUUUCUCUCUUGUGCGAUAGAGAAGCAGGAGAAAGAAAAGCUUUACCAAAUCUUGCUCGACAAUACUGAAAAAGCGCUGUCACCUGGUCGCCAGUCUGUCGACAACAAAGAUGCGCCUUCAGCAUCUCCAGAGGUAGUAGAAGAAAAACUUAAACCAGCUAUGAGUUUCUUAGAGGAACCCGAGAAUGCCAUUGGACGUGACCAAACCCCAGAAAGAGUGGAGUAUGAAAACAGCAUAUUAGAAUUCUCUGAAGAUGAUCUUUUAACUAGUGAGUUGGAGGAAGAAGAACUUACUCAAAAGAAUUUCGGUCCAUCGCAAGAUUUGGCUACCAGUGAAGAUGACUAUUCAGACUUGAGGUAUUUAAUUUGUUUAUUAAAAUUUGAAGGUUUUUAUUUAGUCUAA